GUAGCUGGUACUGCACUCGCUGUUGGGCUCAUAUCCCUCCCCUGAUUACCAAUGGACUACACCUGGUCCCCAAACUGAAGGAGGUUCCUCUGCAGUGCAGGACAUGUCGGCUGACUCAACACCAAAAUAAGCUGUUUAAACCAAAAAGAAGCAUAGCAAAGUAUGAGGAGGAACUUUGUCUUACAAAAGAGGAAAAGGAGCGACAACAUCAACUACUGGACGCUGUUUUCAAGAAACAUCAAGUUGUGUUACACAGAACGGACCUCAAUGAAGCACAUCGUCCUCGUGAGCAGGAGGAGGAACCACAGUCCCCCCAUAUACACGAGGAAGAAGAGGUACCACAUUCCCAACACAUCAAAGAGGGAGGAGAGGAGCCACAUCCCCCCCACAUUAAAGAGGAAGACGAGACGCCACAGACCCAUAAUGUUAAACUGACCCUUCACAUUAAAGGGCAAGCGGACGACCCACUGAUCUUACACAUCAAAAAUGAAGAGGAGGACCUACUGACCCCUUACUUUAAGGAGCAAGAGAACCCGCUGACCCCCUACUAUAAAAAGGAAGAGGAGGACCCACUAACCCCCUACAUUAAAGAGGAAGAGGAGGAGCAAGAGCCGCCGCACAUUAAAGAGGAAGAGGAGGAAGAGGGCAUCAGUCAGCCUAAAUGGUUGGAGGAGUUCCCAGUGACUGGUGUCCCUGUGAAGAGUGAAGAUGAUGAGGUGAAAGGUGAAAGUGAGGAGAGGGGAGGGGGGGAGCCUCCAAGCAGCAGCUCAACACAACACAUGACAACAGAAGCUGAUGGAGACCACUGUGGAGGAUCACAAGCAGACAAGCUCUUAGCUCCACUAUCAGAUAGUGAGGACACAACGUCACACUCUCCUGACACUGAUGAUGAAGACUCUAAAGAUGAUAAGACAUGUCACACUGACAACACUCACUUCACAUCUUCUCACUCUCACAAAACUUUUAAAUACCAAAGUCGUCUGAAAAGACACAUGAGAACACACACUGGAGAAAAACCUUUUUCUUGUUCACUCUGCAGUAAAGGUUUUACACAAAGUAUCAAUUUGAAAGUACACAUGAGAACACACACUGGUGAAAAACGUUUUUCCUGUUCAACCUGUGGUAAAGGUUUUACACAAAGUCAGAGUUUGAAAAGACAUAUUAGAACACACACUAGAGAAAAACCUUUUUCUUGUUCACUCUGUAGUAAAGGUUUUACACAAAGUAUCAAUUUGAAGGUACACAUGAGAACACACACCGGUGAAAAACCUUUUUCCUGUUCAAUCUGUGGUAAAGGUUUUAGAGAAAGUCAACAUUUGAAAAGACACAUGAGAACACACACUGGUGAAAAACCCUUUUCCUGUUCUACCUGUGGUAAAGGUUUUGUUGAAAGUCAGAGUUUGAAAGUACACAUGAGAACACACAAUGGUGAAAAACCUUUUUCUUGUUCAAUCUGUGGUAAAGGUUUUGCACAAAAUCAGAGUUUGAAAAGACACAUGAGAACACACACUGGAGAAAACCUUUUUAUCUGUUCAAUCUGUGGUAAAGGUUUUGUUAAAAGUCAGGGUUUGAAAGUACACAUGAGAACACACACCGGUGAAAAACCUUUCUCCUGUUCAAUCUGUGGUAAAUGUUUUACACAAAGUCAGGAUUUGAAAAGACACAUGAGAACACACUCUGGUGAAAAAUCACAUUCCUGUUCAGUCUGCAACAAAAGCUUUAGUGACUGAUCAACCCUUGAAGCACACAUGAGAAGACACCCAGGAGAGAAAGUGUUGAGUUGCAGUGUGUGUGGUGAAAGAUUGUCUUCUAAGUACCAGUGUAAGAAACACAAGUGUGCUGGUGAGAACAGCAGCAGCAAAUGAAACUGCAGGAUUUGAAAUAAACUGUCCAGACUUUCAUUUUGACUUUCUAACAACAUCAGCACAUAUAACAUGUGUGACAUUGUUGUUUGUCUAACAAUAUUUUUUAUAUGAUUCUACAUUUAUAGAUUAAACAUUUUAUAUUAAUGCUUUUUUCAGUCAAGCACAUGCAUUAAUAUGCAACAUUGUGUACUUUUGGACAGAACAAUUUGAGUAAACAAGUGAGAGUAAACAGUAAAAUACAUAUUUUACAUGCAAUAAACAUGUGUGUAUGUAUACACAUACACACACACACUCAUAUAUAUAUAUAUAUAUAUAUAUAUACUGUAUA
Messenger RNA from Nerophis ophidion (straightnose pipefish), 2193 nucleotides. RefSeq names its product gastrula zinc finger protein XlCGF17.1-like. Gene Ontology annotation, biological process: regulation of transcription by RNA polymerase II. The transcript has 3 exons. The coding region runs from base 780 to 1730 and encodes 316 amino acids. Lineage: Eukaryota; Metazoa; Chordata; Actinopteri; Syngnathiformes; Syngnathidae. The record is from RefSeq and is a predicted model, not a curated record. Gene Ontology annotation, molecular function: RNA polymerase II cis-regulatory region sequence-specific DNA binding; DNA-binding transcription factor activity.